CAUCUUCGUUUGCUCAAUGCCGUACCGGAUGAACUGUUUUAGUCCAACCUGCUCAACCAGCGACGAACGCGUGUAAACUACUUGUCGUACCAAACUGAUUGAUUAAUUUCAUUGCGGGUAACGUGGAACCCUGCUGCGAAUCAUGGCUCGCGCGGAACCCGACUUGGAUGACAUUCUUGAAGAACUUGACGCUCCGCCAAGGAGUGCAGUGAAGGGAAUUAUCCAAAGCAUCAACAACCAUCGGACAGUUCAACAAUGCCUCGAUUUGUGGUUGCGCUUCCUCUUACACAACCCACUCAUCGGCAGCCUGGCCCAGCCAGUUGUCGGACAACGCAGAUUGGAUCUGUUGCGCCUAUUUCUCGUGACCUUUCUCAGCGCGUGCCUGAUUUUCGGCAUACAGAGCCUGAUACAAGAACCACUCGCCCACCAACAAGUAGCCAGCGCCCAGAUUCCCGCCAUCAUCCUGUUUGUCGCUAAUUUACCGUUUAUUUUCUACUGCGUACGCGGCCUAACUGACGUUGUGCUUUUCGCGCUGCAAGGACCAUCCAUGUCGGCCUUAGUCCGUUCUCUGCGUGACGGCCAUCAAUGCCGGCCACCGGCGUUUUUGGUGAUGUUGUCCUUUGUGGUCAUGGGAAUGAUGGUAUCGAUUACGGCGUAUAAGGCGUACGCUUCCCUGUUGCUCGCCAACAACCUGCCGGAUGACGGUGAUACGAGCAGGUUCUUGGUCUGGAACGUCAGCGAGAAAAUGGUGGCGUACGCAUCCAUCGUCCUGAUCGGUCUUGUCGAUUUCAUGUCGACGAUAACCGCGGGGUUUUUUGCCGGCGUCAUCCUUCUCUACAUAACAUCAGCCGUCACGCCGCUCCUCCAAGAUCUUGGACAACUUAAAGCGACAAUUGCCACGACGGAUACUACGCAGUUACGAGCGCUGCACGAUGAAAUCCUGCGCUGUCAUGAGCAGGAGAAAGCGCUGCCCGUGCUAUUCCGGCGCAUCAUGCAAAUGUUCUCUCCGGCGUUAUCUGCUUGGCUGCUAAUGGACAUCCUCAUCGUCAUCGUGUACAUGGCACGGUCGUUCGCUGUCGUGUUCAAGGACACGGCAGCGGAGGUGGAGUUCUGGAUGGCACCGAUGCCGCACAUUAUCCAUGCCUUCUUUGUGGUCUUCAUGGCGGAACAACCGAAGAAAAUGGGACGAAAAAUAAGCGGUCUGUGGAAAAAGCUGCAGGAAGACGUCUUUACCGCCUUCUACACACCCACGAUUUAG
Paramacrobiotus metropolitanus is the source of this 1258-nucleotide messenger RNA. RefSeq lists its product as uncharacterized. NCBI's taxonomy places the organism in Eukaryota, Metazoa, Tardigrada, Eutardigrada, Parachela, Macrobiotidae. The record is from RefSeq and is a predicted model, not a curated record. Bases 143 to 1258 code for a protein of 371 amino acids. The transcript is spliced from 3 exons.